AUAAGAGAUUUAUUGUCGGACCGCCUGACGAACACAGCAGAAAAUGGUUCUAUUCAAAUUUGUUCUCAUAGCACUUUCAACACUCCAGAUGAUAAACAAUGCGAACUCUACAGAGGUUGAUGGAGAUUUUUGCAACCGGCAACAUCUUAAGCUUGAGAUGGAAGGUUCUACGAAUAUUGAAGUCGAUUCUUGCGAGGAUUUCUAUGACUAUGACUGUGGUAAUUGGACCCAACGUGUACACUGUGAUCAAUCUGACCACCUAAAUAAACUGCCAUUGGAAAACAGUACUGGAUUGGAACAGCAGGCCUAUGAGUUUUAUCAAUCCUGCAAUAAUAUCGAGUUCUUCUCGACGAGGGCGUACUUACUGUGGCUGGAGCUUACCAAGAAUUUAAGCCUAUCUACGAUCCUUACUUCGAGGGAGCUAUGGAUUUGGCGGAAACAUUGGUAGUUUUACACAAGCAAGACUCUAUAGCGUUUUUGUGAACUUUAUCGGAGCAAAAAAUGAGGAUUUCUCUGAAGAAGAAAGUCCCACAAAAUUGUCUACAGCUUUGAUCUCCUUGAUUGGAAAAUAAAUGGAUUA
Molecule: messenger RNA, 580 nt
Organism: Stomoxys calcitrans (stable fly)
Lineage: Eukaryota; Metazoa; Arthropoda; Insecta; Diptera; Muscidae
Exons: 2
Coding region: 44-448 (134 amino acids)
Biological process (GO): proteolysis
Molecular function (GO): metalloendopeptidase activity
Source: RefSeq, a predicted model, not a curated record